Stylophora pistillata is the source of this 1137-nucleotide messenger RNA. RefSeq lists its product as uncharacterized. Lineage: Eukaryota; Metazoa; Cnidaria; Anthozoa; Scleractinia; Pocilloporidae. The record is from RefSeq and is a predicted model, not a curated record.
AUGGGAAGGCUGAGAAGCACAACAGGAAAGCUGGAGAGAAUGCAGAGGCUCGACGAGUACCACGAAGUAAUGGAACAACAGUUAGAGCAGGGGAUCUUGGAACUAGUACCAGAAGUUCCCACGGGGGAGGUCAUUCAUUACAUUCCCCACCAACCUGUCAUUCGUGACCAGGCACAAUCUACUAAAAUGACGAUAGUGUAUGAUUGCUCAGCAAAGCCAGACUCUCAAGCGCCAUCAGUGAAUGACUGUUUGGAAGUUGGACCCCCCCUUCAGCCCAUGAUCUUUGACAUCCUUCUGCGGAACCGUCUUAACUUUCUGUGUAUCACAGGUGACGUACAGAAGGCCUUUCUCCAAAUCAAAGUGGAUCCUAAGGACAGAGAUGCGCUACGUCUCCUAUGGUACGAGAAUCUUAACUCAAGAACUGUUCUGCAGUAUCGCUUUACGAGAGUAAUAUUUGGAUCAGGGCCGAGCCCAUACAUUCUAGGGGCUACACAUCCGAAGCAUGUAAGCCAGUAUGCAGAGAAGUAUCCUACUACUACAGAUGAGUUGUUGAAGAACACGUACGUAGACGACAUUCAAUCAGGUGGCGGACAGAAGGAAGAAUUGUUGAAGUUUAAGGAAGAAGCAAUCAAGAUAAUGAGGGAGGGUGGCUUUCAGCUCCACAAGUGGCACAGCAACGUCCCAGAGGUAGAAGCAUCACUUAAUGACAGUGGCGACACAUUAGCAUCUACAGUGAGUCCUUCUUAUGCAAAGAUACUUGGGGUACCGUGGAACAAGGCUGAAGAUAGGCUCGAGAUCGGUUUCAGGAAACCGUUGAAGGAAGCCAAUGAUAGCAAAUGGACGAAGAGGAAGAUGCUGUCUGCCAUCAAUGGUAUCUUUGACUUGCUGGGGAUUUCAGCCCCAGUUAUCAUCACAGGAAAGGUCCUGUAUAGCCAAGCGUGCUUGCAGAAACUGAGGUGGGAUGAGGAACUGCCCCAUGACCUCCAGAGACCUUGGAAAAAAUGGUUGAAGGGAAUGGCAGAACGCCCCUGGAUAAGCAUUCCACGCAGUGUCGUAAGCAAUGGUGUAACAACAAUUGUUCUACAUGGUUUUGCAGAUGCAAACAAGUGGCCAUCUCAGUUGCUGUGUACACACUAG